CUAAAAAGGUUGGCGGCUAUUUGUGGUGAUUCAAUGAACGUAAAACUACGGUUACCGGCUGCAUGAAAAAGUGCUUUUCAAAAUCAUCGUGCUUGUUGUAUCAAAUUUGUAAGUAUUAAGUCAUCGCGUCGUUAUAUGCACGUUAUCAUAUCUGUCUUGUAAAUUAUGUUUCGGCAAGUUGCAUGUCUCAUUGUGGGAAUUCUUUGCGGUGCAGGGCACGUCGACGGUGCACUGUUCCAGUUCAACACAAGCCCAAUGACCUUGGCAGAGUGCAACGCUCGGCCUAUAAACCAUUGUGGCCCGCUGUCCCUGGCAAGCUCAGAUUGUAGGUUUCUCCAAAAACAAUCUUCCUCACAUCAUCGCAUCAGACUACGACAAGUGGAAAAGUUACAGACAUACCAUAGGGUUCCGGACAUUUUGACCCAUGUCAAUCUGGACUGUAGGCCUUCCGAUGACAUGAAGCUGCCUACAAAACAGGAGCUCAAAGCCCAGGUCUCGGCUAUUCGGAAAAGAAGUAAAGACCGAGCGGUGCUGGUCAAUCUUUGGCACAUCGACUUAUUUGCUCCAGACCUUCUUGAACCCAUUGGUUGGCAGACUGUAUCUCCGAUAGUAAAAAACUACACAAGACUCUCAGACUCCAAUUUGACUGCCCGAAUUCUGCUACUGAACUUGACUAACCUGCUGGAUGUAACCUUUUAUGACAACGGCAUACUCAAUAUCAAGAAAAGCCAUUUCAGUGGUCUCCAUAACAUCCGCGCGAUUGCGUUUAAUCCUCGGCUCGCCGGUUUUGUCGAAGACGGAACCUUCACUGACCUGCCCAGUUUAAUAUUCCUGGGAUUGGAAUCCAACCCCAGUGCAAUUGAUGAAGGAUACGAAAUCUCCCCGGAUCUGCAUUGCGAUGUGAAUAACGCUUGGUUGUGGCAGUGGCUGGCAGGCCGUCCCAGUUUGCAGGAACAAUAUGAUUUGGGUACGGUCUACAAAAUCGGCAGCUUAAAAAACCAGGUUCUUAAAACAACAAAAACGUUUCGCGACAUUGCUAACAUUUGCUCUAACUUCAGUCGGCAUUCUUAGCUUGGAAAUGUGGAAGUUGUUAUAUCGGCUUUCAGAAUGACUUUCGGUCAAAAGGAUGCAAACAUCUGCAUCCUACCA
This is a messenger RNA of Paramacrobiotus metropolitanus, 1149 nucleotides long. RefSeq lists its product as uncharacterized. The record is from RefSeq and is a predicted model, not a curated record. NCBI's taxonomy places the organism in Eukaryota, Metazoa, Tardigrada, Eutardigrada, Parachela, Macrobiotidae. The transcript has 3 exons. The coding region runs from base 166 to 1071 and encodes 301 amino acids.